AUGUCCAACGUCGAGGUUACAGAGAACGGGGCUGCUCCCACCAUCCACAAGCCUCACCACAAUGCUGCUCUGCCUUACCAGUCCGUCGGCGACUUCCUCUCCAACACCAACAACUUCAAGAUCAUUGAGAGUACCUUGAGAGAGGGAGAGCAGUUUGCCAAUGCCUACUUUGACACAGAGACCAAGAUCAAGAUUGCCAAGGCUCUCUCUGACUUUGGUGUCGAGUACAUUGAGCUCACCAGCCCUCUCGCUUCUCCCCAGUCCCGCAAGGACUGCGAGGAGAUCUGCAAGCUGGGCCUCAAGGCCAAGAUCCUCACUCACGUGCGAUGCACAUUCCCGUUCGAUGCUAUUCAGCCCGAACCUACAUUAACACUCGCGCAGAUGGAAGACGCCAAGGUCGCUGUCGAGACCGGUGUCGACGGUGUCGAUGUUGUUAUUGGCACUUCCCAGUACUUGAGAGAGCACUCUCACGGAAAGGACAUGGCUUACAUCAAGGAGUCUGCCAUUGAGGUCAUCCGAUACAUCAAGAGGUUCGUCUUACCACCAUACUCUCGAAAAUCCACUUUACUGACUGAGUCCUUUAGCCAAGGCAAGGAGGUCCGAUUCUCUUCCGAGGACUCUUUCCGAAGCGACCUUGUCGACCUUCUCAGCCUUUACCAGGCUGUUGACAAGGAGGGUGUUCACCGUGUUGGUGUCGCUGACACUGUCGGUUGCGCUUCUCCUCGCCAGGUCUACGACCUUGUCCGCACUCUCCGUGGUGUUGUCGGCUGCGACAUCGAGUGCCAUUUCCACAACGACACUGGCUGUGCCAUUGCCAACGCCCACGCUGCCCUCGAGGCCGGAGCCACCCACAUCGACACCUCAGUUCUCGGAAUCGGCGAGCGCAACGGUAUCACCCCUCUCGGAGGUCUCUUGGCCCGUAUGAUCGUCAACAGCCACGACUACGUCACCUCCCGAUACAAGCUCCACAAGCUCAAGGAGAUUGAGGAUCUCGUCGCCGAGGCCGUCGAGAUUAACGUCCCCUUCAACAACUACAUCACCGGUUUCUGCGCCUUCACCCACAAGGCCGGUAUCCACGCCAAGGCUAUCCUCAACCAGCCUAGCACAUACGAGAUCAUUGACCCUGCUGAUUUCGGCAUGUCCCGAUAUGUUCACUUUGCCUCCAGAUUGACUGGCUGGAACGCCAUCAAGAGCCGUGUUGAGCAGCUCGGAUUGAACAUGACUGACGACCAGAUCAAGCAAGUUACUGCCAAGAUCAAGGACCUGGCUGAUGUGCGUCCUCUCGCUAUUGACGAUACGGACUCAAUUAUCCGCUCUUUCCACUUCGAUCUUCAGAAGUCAUAG
Fusarium venenatum is the source of this 1344-nucleotide messenger RNA. The record is from RefSeq and is a predicted model, not a curated record. Lineage: Eukaryota; Fungi; Ascomycota; Sordariomycetes; Hypocreales; Nectriaceae.